This is a messenger RNA of Lethenteron reissneri (Far Eastern brook lamprey), 2279 nucleotides long. RefSeq names its product keratin, type I cytoskeletal 9-like. The record is from RefSeq and is a predicted model, not a curated record. Lineage: Eukaryota; Metazoa; Chordata; Hyperoartia; Petromyzontiformes; Petromyzontidae.
UCCACCGCCCCUCCCCCCUGCGCUCUGACCAACUCUCCUCCGGCGUGACGUCUCUCGCGACGUCCCGGACGGGACGCGACUUUGACGGCCCCAACCUCCGACGGACGGACGGACGGAGCGCAGCUCAGCGCGCCCGGCUGGAGGAGGCCUUCCUGGGCGAGCCUUACCUGGACCCGCGUGGACGCCUGCUGCUCGCGUUCGCCAUCAACAUUCCGCCGCAGAAGGUCAAGAUUUGGUUCCAAAACCGACGAGCCAAGUUGCGACGGCUGAGGCAGGAAGCGGCGUGGACGAUGUACGGCGUCGCCACGGAUACCGUCGCCACGGACACCGUCGUCACGGACACCGUCGCCACGGACGUCGUCGCCAUGGACACCGUCGCCACGGACACCGUCGUCACGGACGUCGUCGCCACGGACGUCGUUGCCACGGACUUCGUCGCCAUGGACACCGUCGCCACGGACACCGUCGCCACGGACGUCGUCGCCAUGGACACCGUCGCCACGGACACCGUCGCCACGGACGUCGUCGCCAUGGACACCGUCGCCACGGACGUCGUCGUCACGGACGUCGUCGUCACGGACACCGUCGCCACGGACGUCGUCGCCACGGAUACCGUCGCCACGGACACCAUCACCACGGACGCCGUCACCACGUCUACCACCACCACCGUCACCACCACCACGGCCACCACCACCACGGCCACCACCACCACCGUCACCAGCACCACGGCUGCAAUGAGACGACAGCAGCAGCAACAGCUGCAGCAGCAGCAGCGGCAGCUGUGGCAGCAGCAGCUGCUGUGGCAGCAGCAGCAGCAGGAGCUGCAGCAGCAGCAGCGGCAGCGGCAGGAGCUGGUGGUGGUGGUGGAACGCGAGAUCCCCGCGCGCUCCGCCAACCCCUACGUGGGGAGCAGCACCGGCAAGGUCGACUCGGCCUCAAACGAGUGGUUCCCCCCCGCCGGUUGGCGGGAACCCGCCGGUCACGACGCUCUCAAGCGCAGACGCUCGCACCGUCCGUGUGGUGGUGGCGGUGGUGACGGUGGUGGUGACGGUGGUGACCACAACCGCGGCUGCUUCGGCUGCUGUUUCUACGAGGAGCCCGUCCUGAAACAGGCCCUGGUCUGUAACGACGUUGCCGCACGCGACCGCUCCUUCAACAUCGCCGCUGAAGUGAACCACUCAGCGCGGAACGGUGGCCACUACCACCACGGUGGUAGUAGUGGUGGUGGUGGUUGUGGUGGUGGUAGUUGGUAUGAUGGUGGUGGUGGUAGUUGGUAUGAUGGUAGUGGUGGUUGUGGUAGUGGUGGUGGUGGUAGUUGGUAUGAUGGUGGUGGUGGUGGUUGUGGUAGUGGUGGUGGUGGUAGUUGGUAUGAUGGUGGUGGUAGUUGGUAUGAUGGUGGUGGUGGUUGUGGUGGUGGUGGUGGUUGUGGUAGUGGUGGUGGUAGUUGGUAUGAUGGUGAUGGUGGUUAGUAUCAUGGUGGUGGUGGUUGAGAUUGACUUUCCACAGUGAUGUAUAAUAAAACCUGUUACGAGUUCUACCUGCCUCGUGAUUUACAAUUGCAUCUACGUACGAAUAAGGCGCGCAGGUCCGGACAGUAAUUACAACGUUUAUUCUCAUAUUUAUUAUUAUUAAACUCACGAUAUUUAUACUCUUUGGUUCUUUCGGUAAAGUCACGUCGGUAGAAAUCAAAUCAAAUAAAUCACGACGUUUCGAUUUGCAACACAAGCAAUCGUCAUUCGGGUGGGAAAACCGCAGCAAGAAAUGUGUUUUGCUGAAGUGUGAGAAGGUUAUAUGGGUGGUGAGAGAAGGGGGGGAGCAAGGGAGGGGGGUAGGGGGUAGGGGAGCGUUGCGUGGACGCUAGGAGAGUGUGCGUGGGACUGCGGCAACAUCGCCAGUGACUAGCUGCCAAAGCAGCAGCAAUGCCAAACGGCGGGGAUGCAAUUGACUUGUCAAAUAUGACUAGUGGCCGUCAAAUAUGACUAGUGGCCGGCAAAUAUGAUGGAACAACCAUGAACAGUUAAGGUUUUACCUGGUUAAUAACAUCCUUCCAAUGGUAAUUGUUUUUUUACCCUUUUUAUCGAUGUUUGUGUAGAGGGAACAGCGGCUUGUGCGCUGCACUAUGAACCCAGGAACCUGAGUUUGAUGAUUAUCAGCCAUUGCGAGCUACCCUGCACAGGGCCAAAUACUUAUUUCCCUCAUGAAAAUGCAAAUCAAUUUAUAACAUUUUUGACUUGCGUUUUUCUGGAUUUUGUUAUUCUGUCUCUCACUGUUCAAAUAAA